AUGAUAGAUAAUCAUCAUCAUCAGCAUCAACUGGAUCCAUUGGCAAAUACAACUGUUACUACUACGACUACUACUAACACCACAUCUACAAACAAUAAAGAUGGCAGUAGUAGUGGUAGUAAUAAUAGUAUUAUGAAGGAUAUUCUAGAGCAACAACAACAAUCACAAAAUAAUAAUAAUAAUAAUAAUAAUAAUAAUUUACUUUCAUCGUUUUCAUCAAAUAAUAAUAAUAAUAUUAGUUUUAAUCAUGACCAAAAUAAUAAUAAUAAUAAUAUCAAUAAUUUACAACAAGGACAAGGACAAGAACAACAACCAGUAGAACAAGAAAAACAUUUAAAUAAUGAAUUAUUAUCACAAUUUUCACAACAAGUUCAAUCUACUCUUGAUCAAAGUAAAGAAUCUUUAAAACUUCAUAAUGCAAACAAGAGUAUGUUUUUUGAAUUUAUUGAAGCAGAGAUUCAAAAGAUGGAUCAAUUGACAGCUGACCUCCAAAGAGAAAGAGAAAUGCUUCAACAAACAUUUUUAAAGUAUUCAAAUAAUAUCAACCAAUCAAUCAAUUAA
Messenger RNA from Cavenderia fasciculata, 561 nucleotides. RefSeq lists its product as uncharacterized. The record is from RefSeq and is a predicted model, not a curated record. Bases 1 to 561 code for a protein of 186 amino acids. Lineage: Eukaryota; Evosea; Eumycetozoa; Acytosteliales; Cavenderiaceae. The transcript is spliced from 2 exons.